AUGUAAAAAAGAGAUAAAUCUCCAAUCAUACACGUCAAUCUAAUGAAGGAAAAUAUUCAGAAUAAACCACAUUCCCUCAAUAAAAAUAUUAAAUCUAGUAAAGCUAGUCUCAAUUUAGUCAAAGUAUUAACAACAAGAAGAUCUGAUAUGAAUUCACUUUGGGAACCUACUGAAGAAUCAAAAUAACAUUCUUAUAGAUUUGAUAAUUAUUUUUAAAGACAUUCAACUCGAAGAUCAAAUGCUUAAACAUCUAGAUCAAGAGAGAGAGAUUUUUCAGACUCUCCAAAAUAAUCACCAUCACAUCACUCAUGCAUUAAACAUUUUAAUAAAACUUAAUAAAGAAAGAGAACAGUAUAGUAUAUUUGCUGUAUACCAAAGUGUGAUACUCAUUUAUUAUGUAGAGAAUGUAAAUAUAAAAUUUACUAAUGUAAACAUGAUUAAAAUGUUAAAUUGAAUGAAUUUAUUGAUUAACCUAUUUUAGUAUUCCUAAAGAAAGAUAAUUAGUAAAGUGAAUUAAUAGGAAAUCUGAUUCUCUAAUAAAUGCAAUUAUUUCAUGUAUUCAAUUUUAAUUAUCUAGAAAGUUAAACAUCAAGCAGAAUAAUCAAAGUUAUAGUUAUAAGAAUACUUAGAUAACACUUAAGAUUAAUUAAAAAUGAAAUGUUAAAUUAUAUAAGCUGAAUUCAAUGAAAAAGUUGAUGUAUUUAUUUUCUUUAAUUAAUUGAAGUUUCAAAUAAAAUAAAUCAGAAAUGAUAUUGAUUAACUAGUUUAAACAAGCUUAGUUUAUAAAGAUGAUUUUGAAAACAGACUGAAUCAAAAUGAUGACUUUAUUCAAUCAGUAAAACUAUUCAAAUAAUAAAGUGAAGAUCCUUAUGAAUAGGUAAUCAAUUAAGUAAAUUUAUUACAACAAAAUCUGAAUAAAAUUCCAUAAUUAAAUUCCCUUGUUUUAGAUUUAAAAACAGAUAUUACACUUAAAGAUUUUAGUUAUAGCAAAUUGAUAAUUUGA
Molecule: messenger RNA, 1003 nt
Organism: Paramecium sonneborni
Lineage: Eukaryota; Ciliophora; Oligohymenophorea; Peniculida; Parameciidae
Source: the annotation of a GenBank genome assembly